CAUGUUACCCAGCAGUUUCAGUCUCGCAGCGUAAUUUGAAAGUGACAGACCGCGGGCUGGCAAUUAAAUUUUUAUUUAAACUAAAAAAAUUCAAAUAUAUUUUAUCAGAAGUUGAAACCUAAAAAAAAUUAAUAAAACAAGCGAAAGCUGUGUACACAAUUUAAAUAAAUAAUUAAUUUAUAUUAAAUAAAAUAUUUAUUUGUCAUCUAGUCGACAAUUAUCUAUAGUAUUUCGUUGGGUUAAACUUAAAUAUUUCCUACUCUUAGCAAUAUUUUUUUUUACUUUUAUAUUUAAAAUAAUUAAUUCAUUGUCGAUAAAGAUAAAACGUGUGUUCUGUGAAUAAUUGUGUGAAACCAAAGUUAUUUUUUAUAUUUUUUUAUUAAAUCUAUCUAUCAAUCAGAUAUCAAAGUUCAGUAAAAGCAAAAAUUUAAAAAAAAAAAUUUUUUUUUUUUUUCUUAAAAAUCUAUACUAAUUUUUUUUUAUACUAAUUACCGGAUAAAAGUGUGGUUAUUAUUUUUAUAAUUAAUAAAUUAUCGUGUUUGAAGAGGUGCCUUUUUUUAUGUCCAUAUAAAAAAAAAAUAAUUAUCUUUUUUUUAUAUCUAAGAGGAAAAAAAUAAAUUGGAGUGGCACACGCUUCACACAUUGUGAUAAAAUAUAAGAGUGAAAAUCUAUAAGGGCAUAAAUUGCCGAUAAUUAAAUACCAACUGAUACCAAAACAGCCCGACCAUUCUCUUCUCAAAGCCAAAGAUGGACAUAGAGGUGCAGGUGGCAUUAAAUUUCGUUAUAUCUUAUCUCUAUAACAAAUUGCCAAGAAGGCGUGUGAAUAUAUUCGGUGAAGAGCUGGAAAAAGCGCUGAAAGAUAAGUUCCAGGGUCACUGGUAUCCGGAAAAACCUUUCAAAGGAUCGGCUUUCAGAUGUUUGAAGACCGGCGAUCCAAUUGAUCCUGUGCUGGAACGUGCUGCCAAAGAAAGCGGAGUGCCAAUUCAAGACAUCUUGGAAAAUCUUCCAGCAGAAUUGGCUGUUUGGGUUGAUCCAGGCGAAGUGAGUUAUCGUAUUGGUGAAAAAAACAUGAUAAAAAUUCUGUACUCGGAGAGCGCUGAUCUCCAUGACGAGAGCUCUGCUGACCGCGAGGUGACCAAGACCUUCAACCCGGAGGCGCAGUGCUUCAGACCAAUCGAAGCCGUAGGAACAUCUCUAAGUGGAUUGAGUUUGAGUCCUAAAUCAACUUCUCCGUUCCCCUCCUCAUUGGCCAGCAGUGCUAGCAACGGAUCAUCUAAUAACCAAAGUGGUCAUGGUUCUGGGUCAUCAUCGGCACCCUCACCAACACCAAUAACUAACUCAUUCAAGGGAUCGCCUAGUCCUGUACCAGCUUUUAUUCCACGGUCUACUGCGCCCUUGACUUUCACUACUGCUACUUUUGCUCAGACUAAAUUUGGCAGCACUAAAUUGAAAACCAGCAGCAAACGAGCAAACAGAUCAUCAUCUUCCAGAAUGUCACCGACUGAAUUUUCCAACUACAUAAAACAACGUGCAAUGCAACAGCAAAUCCAUCACCACCAUCACCAUCAACAUCAGCAGCAGCAGCAACAGCAGCAACAGUCAGGCCUACCAGUAUCACAGAACUCACCGACGUCUCGUUCACUUUCACCAGGUGGUGUAGUCGGACAGUCACCGCAAGCUCAACAGCCCCAGCAACCGCAACAGCACACAGAUCCAAGUGCAUACUUCUUCCCGGGUCCAUACCACCCACAAUUCACUCACCGCAAUAUUUUCGACUCAUCAAAUCACGGCGGCUACUUGCCCGAUUUAUACGGCGCUAAAUUUCCAUCGUCUUACUUGGACCCCUCAAACAUCGGGCACCAGUUCUACGGCAGUGUCGGUACCAGCAGCUCACAAACAUCCACUAAUCUCGGGCCAAUUGGCUCAGGAGUAAGCAAUUCAUCAAACGGUAAUCAGCAGGAAAAGACAACUCUCGUCGACGGGUUAAACAAUUUCGGACUCGGACCCGUCACUCCUUAUCCAGCCAGCCAAUACCAGCAUCUAUUGGUCGCUAAUUAAUAUCCCAGUAACCUGGCCCCCACUUGCCCGCCACGUCCAUCAUCGGUCGUCUAAGCGGUCAUUUAUAAUUUAUUUAAAUAAAUUUAACACACACAACACAACAACUCCAACCUCAACCAGUAAACCUCAUCCUCUAAUUCUCAUCUACUUUUCUCUAAUUAAUUAAUUAUCAUCCUAAAAAUUUUUUUAAUCCUUUUACUACUAUUUAAAUUUUAAAUAAUUACUUACAAUGUACCGAUCAAGGGCCAGGACUAAAUACCGACAGCUCAUACUAAAAAAAAAAAUUUUUUUAUGAGACUGUGGUUUAAUUGAGCAAAGAGAUGAGAUAGAAGAUUUACAUUGGGACAAAUUUAAAAAAAAAACACUUAUGACAACAAUAAUAAAUAAUAAAAUAAAUAAAUAAUGAUAUUAAUAUUAAUGAAAAAAAAAAAAAUCAAGAACAUCAAUUUAAAAAUAUAACAACAAAUAAUUACCGUCGUGUAAUAAUUUAUUUUUUCACUGGAUUAGUCGAAGAAUAUUUAAAUAUAUCUGUAGAGCCUAUGUAAUUAUAAUUCAAAUGCACUCGGGGUUAUUACAUGGUAUGAAUAUGAAAAAGUUUCUCAUAAAAUAUAAAUAACUAAAUAUAUUGUUAUUUAUAUAAAAAAUAAAACACUAAAAAAAUGGAUCUAAAACAGAGAAACAUUUAAAAUUCCGUCAUACCAUCGAAAACUCGUCCUUUGGUACGAUCUUACAUUUUAUUUUUAUAAUGAAUAAAUAAAAAAAAAAAAGUAAAAGUAAAUAAAUAAAAUAAAUACGCAGUAGACAAUUUUAUAGAUGGUCGUGGCACGUAAGUGGCGCAAUUGAUCCUUAAUUAUAAAAAAUUAUUUUUAAAAAUCGAGUGGUUUUUUUUUUAAAAAAAUUUAAAAUAAAGAGAAAAUAAAUUUUCAAUAAAUAAUUAUAGUUUAAUUAUAAUUUUUUUAAUUAUUUUUUUAUUAAAUAAUUUAAUAUUUAAUUGUAAAAAAAAAGUCUAAAAUUAUUUUUUUUAUUUUUUUAUCGUUUUUUUAAAUCGAGUAUUAAUUUUUUUUUUAAUAUAUUAUUUUUUAAAAAAUAUAAAAAACAAAAAAUAAUGUGGCCACGUACGAGUCAACGAGUCAAUUAGAUGAUUACAUAAUAAUUUAAUCGUAUUCACAAAAAAUUUAAAAGAGACGUCGUUAUAAAAAAUGAUAAAAUUAUUUUUUUGUUAAAUUUAAAUUAAAUGAAUAUUCGACGUCUUAUAAAUAAUUAAAGAAAAAAUAUAAAACGUGAUUUAUACGAGCAUCGAGUGAUAAAAAAUAUUAAUAAAAUAAGUGUCACGAGCCGCGGGCCGGACACUUGGGUGCUAAAAGUAUUAAAUGUUAUCUUGAAAUCGCGAAUUAAAUAAAUGGGUUGUCUUGUAUUUUUUUUUUUUAAUUUUUUUAAAUACGAGACAAGAGGAAUGAAUUUAAAAAAAAAAAUAAAACGUUGACAACUUUCGGAUCUAAAGAGGGUAGAACGAAAAAAAAAUUGCAACACCAGUACCCUUUUUUAUAAAAAAAAAAAAAAAAAUAACAAAAAUAUCUAAACUUAAUUAUUAUACUAUUAAACGAUACGUACGACUGUGGUAGCUAUGCUAGUACCUGCUAUUGUUAAAAAAAAAAAAGUACAUAAUAAUUAAAAACACUACGAGUGCAAACGGAAGACGAGAUGAGUUUUCAAAUGAUUGAUAAAAAGAAAUUUUAAAAAAUUAAACAGUCACUGAAAAAUAAAUAGAUUUUUAAAAAUGUCUUAUCGUUGGCACUAAAUUACGCGGGUUAUUUGAAAAAAAAAAAAAAAAUUGCAAUAAAUCAGAAAUCAAAUAGACGAUUGGCGGAGAUUUAAAUUAUAUGCCUGAUAAAUCAAACACGAUGUAUACUGUCAUGAUUAAAGUUUAAUAAAAUAAAAUAAUAAUAAUAAAUAUUCUGAGGAAUUAAUGGGUUGGGAUGAGAUUUAAUGGUGCAAUAAAAUAGUAAGCGAAAAUUCGUUUAACCCUCAAUGGUUUUACUAUUGGCGCGAAUAGUAACGGUCACAAAGGGUCUGCCGUCUAUAAUCGGCUGUAUAAAUUUGAAAAUUUUUAAAUUUAAUUUAAUAAUCAGGAAGUUAAACAUUUAAAAAUUUUUAAAUUUUUUUUAAACUACAUAAUUAUAAAAAAAAAAAAAAUAAAUAAAAAAAUGCACAUGUAGAAAAUUUAAAAAACUACAAGGAAAUUUUUUUAAGUAUUUUUUUUUUUUGUAAUUUGUCGUUUUUGGAAAAAUUUAAAAAUUAUUAGACGGCUAACUUCAAUAUAAUAUUUAAUCGCGAUAUUGUUAAUUAUAUAUUUUUUAUAAAAAAUGAAAUUUAUUUUUAUUUUUAGAAAUUUUUUUUUGGUUCGAAUUUCGAUCCUUCAAAAUUUUUUUUACUUUCGAUAGUCGAAUUUUAAGAAAGAAAAUUUGAAUUUUAGAAAAUUUUAAAAACUGACGGAUAAAAAUAUACCAAAGAUUUUAUUAAUUUGAAUAUUUUUUACUAAAUCAUGAUAAAAAUAAUUUGUAAAUAAAUUUACUUUGACCUAAAAUUAAAAAAAUAAUUUUUAUCUAAAAUUUAUAGGUUAGAAAAAAGUGUAAUUGGUUUUUUGAAAAUAUCUCUAUAAAUAUGAAAUUUUUCAAAAAAAAGUAAGAGACUUUUUUUGUAGAUCUUUAAAUUCUCUACAAAAAGUGUAUCUUUAACUUUUUAAAAAAAUUCAAUAGUCAUCGAGAUAUUUCGAGUUUAAAAAAUCCCGGGGUGUUCUGGCGCCCAAGUGGCCGUUCAGGGUUAAACGAAAGCUGAACAAACUUCUAGAUCUAUUGGAUUUAAAGAAUAAUUAAAAUAAAUAUAUAGUAUUAUAAUGUUUAUUGUAUAACUUUAUAAGUAAAAAAAAAUACAUGCAUAGUUUUUCAUUGCAUUGGAUAUAAAAAAUAUAUAAUCGUAACCGUAAUACGCGAUCUAAAUAAUAACGAAAACGUAAAUCAAUCCACUUAAAUAAGUAUAUGAAUAUAACAACAAAAAUACAUAUAUUAUAUAUAUAAAUUUAAAGAAAACUCGUUCUCGCAUGUAUCCAGGUCGAUCUGUCUUUAAAAUAAUUAAGUAUCAAGUGUGUAUAUUUAGAUAAAUAAAAUUUUUUAAUAAUCGGUGUUUACUAUUUUAAAUAAAUAAUUUAAAUAAUUGGAAGAUUUAUAUUUUUUUUAAACAAAUUGUUUAUAUCUUUUUUAUUAAAAAUACUUAAACAUUUAAAGUUAACACUUUUUUUAAAAUAAAAAAUUAAUUAUUAAAAAAAGUUUUAAUGUUUAUUAAAUGUAUUUUUAAUAGUUUAUGAUAUUUAACAGUUUAUAUAAAUAUAAAAAAAAAUAUAAAUAAAUAAAUAAAUAAAUAAUAACAAACUCAUAAAUUAUAUAAAACUAUAAUAUACGAUAACGUGGUAUGCCGUUAAAAUAAAUAAAAUAAUUAGUUAAUUAUAAAAAUAUAUCCACACAAUAUAUUCUUAUACUUAGCCGAGAUAAAAAAAAAAUAAUUAUUUAGAAAAAAAAGGGGGACGCAGGGUUUCAAAAAGUGACAAUUUAUUUAAUUUUUUUAACAAAUUGUCCUUUAGACCAGGCUCUAUUUAAAUAAAACUCUUGCAUGUAAAUAUAGUUUAUCAUACAAUAGCCGUCUCAGAUUUUAUUCGACUAAAAAAUAUUUAAAAAAAAUUUAUUAAUAAGAUUUUUCUUGAAACUGACAGAUAUUACAAUAAAAAAAAAAAUUUCGGAUUUCUCAUAUACCAAUAAAACAAAAAAAAAUAAAUGAUAUAAUUAGAUUUGUAAUUAAUUAUAUAUAUUUUUCAAUACUUUAACUACUUGCUGUAUGUAAAAUUAUUGUAAUACACAUAUUUAAAUAAUUAAUAUUUAAAAUUAUAUAUAUAUAUAUAUAUAUAUAUUUAUAUAUAUAUAGAUUAUAAAACACACACAUACACACCGGAUACGAUAUUUAUUUGAAUUUAAAUAAAACUUGUGGCGGGUAACAAACAGAGGGUUAAUUUACAAAAAAAAA
Messenger RNA from Microplitis demolitor, 6129 nucleotides. RefSeq names its product protein Tob1 (gene Tob). Gene Ontology annotation, biological process: regulation of gene expression. The record is from RefSeq and is a predicted model, not a curated record. Gene Ontology annotation, molecular function: transcription corepressor activity. The coding region runs from base 748 to 2058 and encodes 436 amino acids. Gene Ontology annotation, cellular component: cytoplasm; nucleus. NCBI's taxonomy places the organism in Eukaryota, Metazoa, Arthropoda, Insecta, Hymenoptera, Braconidae. The transcript is spliced from 3 exons.